AAAAUUGCUCUUAAACCGACCUAAAAUUUCAACCUCUUCAAGCAAUAUUUAAAAAAAAAAAAAAAAAAAAGAACCCAACAAUUCUAUUUUGAGACGUAAACUUUCAAUUUAACCCAAUUCUCCUCUCUCACACACACCUAGACCUGGCAUACGCAGCGCAAGACAGAACAGACCCUUCAACUAAAGAAAAUCUUUCUCUGAAUCCGACUCAUAUAACGGUCUCGAGAAUUCCAUGGCUCUAAGCAAGCUCUAAAACCCUAGUUGCUGACAUGUUCUUUUCUCUCCUUAACUCUUGCCUAACUAUCCCCCCUGUUUAAUCUCACAUUUUAGGUCAGAUUUCAACUUCCUCCUGAAUUUAUUUACAUGCAUAUGCCCUGAUUUUGACCUUUUUUCUUAUUUUUCUACUGGUGAUAAGUCCAUUCUUCUUCCUAGAUUUCAAACUUGAUAUUAGAGUUUCCAUGACUGCUCUGUUUCUUUCUUCUGUUUUUGCUUCGAGAUGAAAAAGCAGGUUAAUGGGUUAAAUUGAUGGGUACCCAUGAGGACUUUUUGCACAAUUCCCGUUUUAGAUUGUUAAGCAUGGGCUACGUUUAUGGGUUUCUCCAUCAAAAAUUGAUCCUCUUUGCCCACUCUUUCUGGUUCUCUGUUUCUGCUCUGUUUGGUUCCUUCAACAGAGCCAUUUUCAGGAUGAAAGGGAAUGAUAGCAAACAAACAAACAAUUCGAAUCGGUUAGAACUCAAUUCAGAGCAACAAGCUGAAGCAAAGGGACCAGAAUUUGAAUCGAAUUGUAUGGAGCAGGCAGCUAAAGAGCCUGAAGUUGAUCUUAAUGAAUUUAGAGGUACAAAAGAAAAUGCUGAUUCAGAGGAAGAAGAGACACCGAGGUUCUUAUUCAAAUUUCGAUUUCAGAGUUACAGAGAGAAUUAUGAGCCUGUGGUCUCAGAUUUUAUAUCCUCUUCAAGCACCAAUAAGUAUGAAUUCUUGCCUGGGAAAGACUCUAGUCUCUACUUGGAGAAGCCAGACGUUUUCAGUGUUACAGUGAAAGAAUUAUAUGCUGAUUCUAUUGAUGGUUCUAUUGGCGAUGGUGAGAACUUUGAGGAACAGAAAUCAGAAGCAGAAUCUAUUCACGAGAAGAGAAAGGAGAAUUCUGCAGAAAGUGCACAUAAAGAAGAGGUGAUAGAGAAGCUUCAGGCAGAAAAACGCGUUGAAGGGUCUAUUUCCGCGAAGGGACUAGCAGUUGAUGCGGAGAAAGAGCAUAAUGUGUGGUGUGAUCAACACGUUUCAGGAGAUGAUGGUCAGUUCCUAUCAGAGAAGGACUUCAUUGAUCCAGAUUCUCAUUCUGAUUCUGAUUCGAUUACUUCUAGCCACGAGAUAAUAAGUCGUUUUGUAGCUUCAACCAGCGAAGGCUUCUUGUCAGAUAAAGAUUUCGAAGAUGCAUUUGAGCUUGAUAUUUUUGGCGACAUUGAAGGGGAGAAUGCAGAAUUAGCUGAAGAAGAUUUGGAGAACAUAAAUUUGCAGAAUUUAAGUGCUGGCUAUGAAGCUGAUGAUUUUGAGGACGAAGACGGUGACAUAUUGGAAGGGCUUAAAAAUCUACAGGAGUCAAAUAUGCAGAAUUCAGACAGCCUAGAGCCAGAAAAGUUAUCCGAUAAAAAGGAUGUCGAAGAACUUGCAGAGCUCGGUUGCAAUGACAAGGAAAGUUCAGAUAAUUGUGAGGAUUCAAAUGGAUUGGAAACUUUAUGGGAACAUCAAGAGUUGAUAGAACAGCUAAAAAUGGAGCUGAAAAAGGUUAAAGCUACGGGUCUGCCAACAAUCUUAGAAGAAGACGAGUCACCUAAAAUAAUGGAAGAUUUAAAGCCAUGGAAGAUUGAUGAGAAGUUCCAGCGCCAAGAUAGAAUGGGGGAGCUUCACAAAUUCUACAAAAGUUACAGAGAACGGAUGCGGAAAUUCGAUAUCUUGAAUUACCAGAAGAUGUACGCAUUGGGCUUUCUUCAAUCAAAGGAUCCACUUAAAUCAAUAUCAAGCCAUAAAGCCUCACGACCAGCAUUGGCAUCUCUUGUUUCACAGAAAUUCCUGCUAGGAAAGCAAAAGAAGUCGAAUUCUGAUCCAAUAAUGAGUUUCAUUAGAGAAUUACAUAGUGAUUUAGAAAUGGUUUAUGUUAGUCAAAUGUGCCUUUCAUGGGAAAUCCUUCAUUGGCAGUAUGAGAAGGCACUGGAGAUAUGGGAUUCGGACCCUUUUGGGACGCGCAGAUACAAUGAAGUUGCUGGUGAAUUUCAACAGUUUCAAGUGCUUAUGCAGAGAUUUAUAGAGAAUGAACCUUUUGAAGGUCCAAGGGUGCAAAAUUAUGUCAAAAAUCGAUGCGUUUUGCGUAAUCUGCUUCAGGUUCCAGUCAUUAGAGAGGACAGUAUAAAGGAUGUGAAGACAAGAAGAAAAGCCAAGGAUGAUGAAGCAAUUACAAGUGAUACACUAGUAGAGAUCAUGGAAGAAUCAAUAAGAAUUUUCUGGCGAUUUGUUCGAGCAGAUAAAGAUGCCAACAGUGUGAUCCUAAAGAGUCGAAGGGGAACUCAAAUCGAACCAUUAGACCCCGCUGAACUAGAGCUCUUGACAGAAGUCAGAACAAGUCUGCAAAAGAAGGAGAAGAAGCUUAAGGACAUAUUGAGGAGUGGAAACUGCAUACUGAGGAAGUUCAGAAAACAUAAAGAAGACGGUUGUUCCGACCAAGUUCUUUACUUCUUCUCACAAGUAGAUAUGAAGUUAGUGUCAAGGGUGCUCAACAUGUCGAAAAUAACGACAGAUCAACUAAUAUGGUGUCGGAAUAAAUUGAACAAGAUCAAUUUUGUUAGCAGGAAGAUACAUGUAGAGCCAUCUUUUUUGCUUUUUCCUUGCUGAUAGAGUUAUGCAGCAUCUCUCUGCCACGAUGAAAUUGUAUUUUACUUCAUGUUUAUACAUCCAAAAGAGGAGUUUUAGAA
Manihot esculenta (cassava) is the source of this 2960-nucleotide messenger RNA. RefSeq lists its product as uncharacterized. The record is from RefSeq and is a predicted model, not a curated record. The transcript has 5 exons. The coding region runs from base 526 to 2880 and encodes 784 amino acids. Lineage: Eukaryota; Viridiplantae; Streptophyta; Magnoliopsida; Malpighiales; Euphorbiaceae.